Hordeum vulgare subsp. vulgare (domesticated barley) is the source of this 1705-nucleotide messenger RNA. RefSeq names its product translation initiation factor IF-2-like. The transcript is spliced from 3 exons. The coding region runs from base 171 to 1595 and encodes 474 amino acids. Lineage: Eukaryota; Viridiplantae; Streptophyta; Magnoliopsida; Poales; Poaceae. The record is from RefSeq and is a predicted model, not a curated record.
GCUCCACGUCCCCAGUGGUAUUUUUUUGUCUGUCUAGCGUGCGUGAUCCACUAUAAAUCUUGUGUACUCUCUAGACUGGUUUCUGGCAAAGGUUGAAAGAAACACUACACAGCUGCUAGUUCCCGGCUAGCUCCGGUGGUGCUCCGCCGCUCCCGCGCGCGGCCUGAUCGAUGCUGCCAUCCAGGCCGAGAUCGCGAUCGUGGGGUGGUGCGCCGACGGCUCCUCCGGCUCCUCCGGCUUCCGGUUCCAAAGCCACGCCCCGGCACGAGCGCAGCAGGUCCACCACCACCUUCUCCACGCCAUCUUCCGAGACAGUGGCGGCGCAGCUGAACAAGCAAGACACGCUCCAGGACGUCAUGGAGCCGCGGAGCGACGGCGACGCGCCAUCGUCGCCGGCGUCGGCGCGGGUGCGGCUUCUGGAGCGAGAGGUGGCCACGGCGAAGCAGGCCGAGGCGAAGAUGCUGGAGUCGUUGAUCAGCCAGACCAAGGAGCUGGAGCAGGCCAAGGUGGCGCUCGAGGAGGCCACGCUGCGGCAGGGCCCCGCGCAGGGGCAGUGGAGCGUCAGGGACCUCAUGUUCGGCGGCGUCGACGAGGAGAUCAACGGGCUGAGGGCCAGGCUCCGGUCCGCGCUGGCCGCCGAGGAGAGGAGCCGGAAGGCCGCGGACGACCUCGCCGCCGCGCUCUCCGCCGUCACCAUGGAGGCCAAGCAGGUCAAGGCGUGGCUGUCCGACGCGCAGGCCGAGGUCGAGCGCGCCAACGCCGAGGCCGGCCGGCUCGAGGGCCUGCUGCGCACCGCCGAGGCGGACCUGUGGUCGGCCACCGAGCAGCUCGACGGCAUCAUGUCGGACUGGAAGGAGGCCGCGGCCGCCUGGCGCGCCAGGGAGAAGGCGCUGCUCGGACGCGCCCGCGCGGCCGAGGAGGACGCCGCCGGCGCCCGGCGUGAGAACGCCGAGCUCGCCGAGCUGCGCCGGGCGGCCGACCACGACAACGACGGCCUGCGGCGCGCGCUGGAGCGGGCGGCGGAGGAGGCCAACGCGGCCAGCGAGUCGCUCGAGUUCGCGAGCGGCGAGAACUCCAAGCUGCGCGACGCCCUCGCCGAGAAAGAGGACGCCAUGGAGUCCCUGAGGCUGGAGAACGAGUCGCUCAAGUCCAGCGAGGCUGCCGCGCAGGGGCGUGCCACGGAUCUGCACAAUCAGCUCACGGAGGCAACCAAGACAGCCGAUGGUGGCGCCGGCGGUGGGGAGAAGGCACGCGCAGCGGGGUUGCUAUUGGAGGAGUGGAAAGCCGAUGCGCAGGGGAAGCUUAGCGCGGCGGCGUUCCUGGACUCCGGCAGGAUGAUGGCCGCCGCGAGCCGGAAGGAUCGUCGGAUGUUCGCGUCCAUCAGCAACCUCGCGGAGCUGAGGUCAGCGGCGGCGGCGGCGGCCAUGGACGAUUACUACGAGUUCGAUCACUUCGAUGACGGAAGACAGUACGGUGGCCUGGAGCAUGCCAUGAAGCAGAGGAAGAGGAGGUCCGUUCUACGCAAGUUCGGAGAUCUUUUUAGGAGGAGAAGCCUGCGCAAGUCAGACGACUUUGCUCCGGUUCUCGCUAGGUAGAUAUCUGCGUGAUGCUUGCAUGACUCGUGUGUUUGCAUGAUACCCUUACCCUGAAAAAAUCACGCCCCCUAGGAGGCACAUCACAAGCCAUGCCACCAUUUUUUUCAAAA